This is a messenger RNA of Sungouiella intermedia, 4254 nucleotides long. Lineage: Eukaryota; Fungi; Ascomycota; Pichiomycetes; Serinales; Metschnikowiaceae. The record is from the annotation of a GenBank genome assembly.
AUGUCGACUUCAAUAUUGCUUGUUUCGAAGUUUUUUAGUAACGAACAGAAGCUUCAGUUUGCUGAAAAUCUUGCACUGGAGCUUGAAAGCCUGGAAAAUGCUGCUAUUCUCAGCGACCUCAUCGCGGAGCUCGAUGCAACUACCAUUGACAAGAUUUACCCACAACUUCUUAAAUUUGCCAGUCAAGCCUCUUUCAGUGACGAUGCUGCAAAGAGAGACCAGGCAAUUCUGUUUAUUUCGCAGUCUCUGCGACUCUGUAACGAUAUUCUCACUGUUUUGCACAAUGAAUUGAAUCAGGGCAUCACCAGCCAUUUCAGUUUUGUGACGGGAUACUCUGACUAUGUCAUUGACGUUCAGAGUAGCAAUGAUAAUGAGGCUUCGAAGGAAACCAUCUUGAAUUUGUUUGAGUUUUUGUCCUUAUUGUACACUAAAGUGGAGAUUCCUCAGAGUGAUAUGGCCAGCUCCACCGAUCGCCUUCUCUGUCUCUUUUUGGGCCAUAAGGACGACGAGAUCUCCGGCUCGUGUUCGAAACUCAUGCGAUGGAGAAUCAGGGCCGUGAUCAAUGCUUGUAAAUCUGACGAGACCAGGGCUAAAUACUUGUGGGAUAUAAUAUUUCAGUUGAUCAACACUGGCAACUCCAAGAGACAACAAUUCAAUGCAUACAUCAUGUGGCUCAGAAGUUUGAAUACGGAUACUGAAGGAUUUAAGAUCGACAAUUACUUCCAGGAAAACGUCAUCAACCAGGACUUCUACUGGGAGGUUUUGCAAAAAGGUUUGGUGAGCAACUCGCAUGAAAUCAGAAAGUUCUGUUUGUCUAUUCUUCAGCUCUCAUUAAAAUCGAUCUCCAGGUCAUUUGUGGUGUCUAUUUUAUCUUGGGAUGUCUCCAAAGAAAAGAAUCUUUUCACCGAAUGGAGCAGAUAUACCACUCUUUUUGAGAUUUUGGGAAUUGACACCUCAUUGCACCAGACGCAAGCUGCGGUCAACGACAUUCUCGCCUUAAUCUCCACCGAUUCUCUCAUCCAUCCCUCGUGGGGCUUUUGUCUUCUUUCCACAGGUUUUCAGGCCUCCAUGGACUCAGUGCGGAAGUAUUCCUUGCAGAUUCUUCUCUCCAUUGAAACUAAGAACUUGCAGUUGAUUCGUCAUGCCCUUCCAUUUCUUGAAAACACAUUCUUGCCAUAUAUGAUGCUCUCGCGUCACUUUGCCGUGAGACAAGUGAGCUUACAGUCCAAUGAACUUCAAUGUACUUACGGCAACAAAUUCAGCACCUUCUUAUGUAAUAUCAUGUCCAGUUUACUCACUGAUGAAGAUGCUCAGGAGGUUGCCCUCUCCAUUCUUAGAGUCUUGGACAGUUUCAGAGAGAGUUUCGAUGCUGUGAAAAUCUAUACUACUUUGGGAUUACUCAGAGGCUUACAUGGUAAAAGGAUAUUACAGUUUGGAAUCCAUGACAAGUUGAUUUUGAGGUUGUUUGAUAACUUUUCGGAAGGUGAGCUCUAUAAAACGACGGUCCAGACAUUGAACAUCAAGCUUUUAUUACAUUUCAAGCUUGAAUCACUUGACCAAUUCGUCGAGAUCUUGUCUCAAUUCAACAGCUUCAAUGGAUACUCCAUUUUUGUCAAUCACAUUGAGGAAGUUGCAAAGUACCUUCUGAUUUCCGGGUAUUCAAAGAAAGACUUGAUCGAUUACUGCCUAAAAACCAAAUCCCACGACGCAACGAGGAUAUUUGUAUGGGCGGUCACAUCUUCUGUAUACGGAUUGGAUGAUCUGGUGACUGAACUUUUACUGACAAUGUCAGAUGGUUUCUUGGUAUCUCUCUUGCGAAGCGGAUUGAAUGUUGGAGCGUUUUCAUCAACACUUUUGGAACGUAUAGAUAACAUUAUCAAACUGGCCGCUAAUAAUGGCCUUGACAUGCAACUGUACGCCGUGCUUAGUCAAUGCAAACUUACUCAGAUCCAACUUUCGCUGAUCGACAUUUCGACUCUUUAUAAGUCAAUUGUGAAUGAUAUCCAAUCGGACGAUUACGGAGUUCUCUCUGGAUCAUUUUCCAAAUUCAGUUUCUUUAACAACUACGUCAUUGCUUUUGGCUUCAAUGAUCUUAAAUUGGAUGUUGAAGAGCUCGCCAAAUUGAAGAAGCUCAUUUUCAACAAUUCCUCUAACUGCUCUAAAACCGUCACUGACUUUUACAAGUUGAAGGAUUCAGUGAUUGGUGAAUAUCAUCGUCUUCUUGCUGCAUACGUGAAAGCCACAAAAAUUUCAGAGAAUGACUUCUCUCAGAUCUCAGAACUUUUGAGCUUUGGUUCAACCCAUUUCUGGACAUUGCAUUCCAUUGGUGAGAUCUUGAAAGAGGUGUUUGAUCGCAGACUUCUCUCUGACAAUUCACUAGACAAGACCAUUAUGGGCUUGUCUGAAUCCAUCGUCGAGUUAAACUCUGAGAGAUUUAAGUUGUCCGAUAAAGAGUUGCAUGCUCUCUUAAUUGAAGACAUGCUUCAUCCAUUUGUUUUGGAGUCAACCAUCAGAAUCGAAUCUACCAACUCUGCAGUUGCCUCAUUCUGUCGGACGAUGUUGGCUAAUUCGCAAGGUAGACGAGGGAUUUUGACUCGUUUGAUGAAGGCUCUUUCAAACUUCCAAGUCUCCAACUCCAGCCACUUUGAACAAUUGCCAUUCAUUCCAGAUUUCUUGAUCCGUGCCUGUACUCACCGCCAGCUCCAGCAUAGUGCAUUCAGACUUGAAAUUGUGGUUGGAAUGCUCUACGAUGAGGAGUUGAGCCCCAAUUCUUCCAGCAUUUAUCAAAAUGUUUACGGCGUGGACGAGGUCGCAGGGAAGAUAUGGACAUAUGCUAUUUUGAAUUCCAUCAAGACUUCAGCCUGUGCUCAAGCUAUUAUAGAUGAAAUCUUCGCUGAGGAUGACGAAUUUGGUUUGUUUAAUAUUGUCAAGACCACCGACGGAGUUGAAGAGUACACCAGAACUCAACUCAUGAAAACUAUCCUUUCUGUCGCUGAUAAAGUGGAUGUCGAAUACUCCAUUGACAAGUAUCUCACUCACUACAUUUACCUUGUGGAGAACGAUCCCAGUCCACUAGUCAGAGUGUACACGGAAUGGUGCAUUGCUAAUCUCUUGUUAAAGAAACAUCUGUUAUCAGAAGAAUUCUUCCAUAGGCUCAUUCCGUCCCUCGAAACACACGAAAUGAAGCCAACAUUGGUGACUGUUUACGAGAGAAUCUUGUACCUCAUGAUUCAGUCCAUGGAGAAAGAAGACGAGAUCAAGUACUUGACCAAACUCAUCACGAUCAUUAUUCCAGCUGCAUCCACCAAUAAGGCUAUUACUAGACACUUUUCAAUGUCGUUGGCUACUUCUGUCUACCAGGAGAUUCGCAACAAGGGCUUAGUUCUUGAGCCAAGUGUCAACUCUAUCGUGGACAAUAUGUAUAAAAGUGCAUUGGCCUCCGAUGCAUUUGGCCAACACAGAAGUGGAGAUGCUCUUCUCUGGGACAUUGUGGAAGACUUGGAUCUCGUCAAUAUUUCUGGUGGUCUCCUUCUCCGUUUGUUUGAUAGAGAAGUGGAGUUCCUCACUCAAGGAGAAAUCGCCAAAUAUUUGAACCAAGAUCAGGCGGCAUUGCUCACGCAUCCAGUGGGGAAGAACAAACAUGAGCUUUGGGUCAGCGAGCUCAAAUCAGACAGAAAUACCGUGGCUGCGCUCCAGGAAUCAAGUGACAUUUCUCAGUCUCCUCUCCAGACCAAGAGUGGGGCCUGGAGCACAGUCAUGGAUGUGGAUGAAGGAGGCCCUGAGGUUGUCCGGAGUGAUUUGAUUGUGGUGGCAUCCUUGGUGGACAAACCACCCAAUUUGGGAGGAAUUUGCCGUUUAUGUGACGUUUUGGGUGCUGGAACGUUGACCUUGCACGAUUUGAAGGUGAAGAAUCAUCAGCAAUUCAAAAGCGUGGCUGUCACCGCAGACUAUUGGAUGCCUAUGAUCGAGGUCAAGCCCGAGUCAAUUGUUGAAUACCUCCGGGAACAAAAGGCUGGUGGAUAUACACUCAUUGGAUUAGAACAGACAGACAAAUCAGUUGUUUUGGACAACAAGCUCCAAUUCCCCAAAAAAUCGUUGAUCUUACUUGGAAGAGAGAAAGAGGGUAUUCCUGGUGAGCUUCUUGCUGAGUUGGAUUUCUGCGUGGAGAUCAACCAAGUGGGAGUUAUCAGAUCUAUGAACAUCCAGACGGCCACGGCUGUCAUUGUCCAUGCUUAUUCGACACAGCACUGUUGA